Messenger RNA from Cladophialophora psammophila CBS 110553, 1893 nucleotides. RefSeq lists its product as uncharacterized. The transcript is spliced from 2 exons. The coding region runs from base 1 to 1893 and encodes 630 amino acids. Gene Ontology annotation, biological process: regulation of DNA-templated transcription. NCBI's taxonomy places the organism in Eukaryota, Fungi, Ascomycota, Eurotiomycetes, Chaetothyriales, Herpotrichiellaceae. Gene Ontology annotation, molecular function: zinc ion binding; DNA-binding transcription factor activity, RNA polymerase II-specific. The record is from RefSeq and is a predicted model, not a curated record.
AUGAUCAGAAUUGGUAAGAACAAAGUCCGAACGGGAUGCUUCACCUGCAAACGGCGACGAGUCAAAUGCGACGAGGCACGACCCAGCUGCAAUCGCUGCAUCAAGGCUGGUAAGCCAUGUGAAGGAUACGCCAACGAUCCGGGGUCCGGUCGAGCGAACGAACCCGUCAGAUUUGUCGUCUACUCUCCCCACAAUCCAAUCCCCCUGUUGUCUGAGCAUCCAGAUCUCGAUUGGUCGGAGCGGCGGGCAUUGAGCUACUUCCAGGAUCGCACAGCCCUGGAGCUUGCCGGCGCUUUCCAGCCAGACUUCUGGUUAGCGACUAUUCUGCCACUCGCAAGGCAGGAGACCUCUGUCAGACAUGCUCUCAUUGCCUUGAGCAGCAUGCAUGAACACUUUGCCGGCGUCGAUCAUUUCUCGCCCACAGGAGGCGUCGAUUUUGCCUUGAAUCAUUACGGCAAAGCUAUGCGAGAGGUUGUGAAACUCAAGCAGUCCCAGCUGGACCGGCGCUUCGAUUACGCCCUGGUCACGUGUGCUCUGUUCUCUGCCUUGGAGAGUAUUCAAGGACAGUAUCACGAGGCGUGCAACCAUGCCGUCUCCGGAAUCAGAAUCCUUGCUGAAGAGCAACGAAGUCCUAGCGCCACUACGAAGCAGACAGGGAUUCCUCGUGAAACCCUCACGCGGGUUUUCAUCGCCAUGGGGAGACAGAUAAUGGAGAUCGGGGAUCCCAAUUUCCCGACUCCUAGACCGGAGUUGUACCGUACGAAGACCGCAAUACCCAUGCCGGAUCAAUUCACCUCGCACGAGCACGCCCUGCUGCACAUGGAAUUUCUCCUUGCAGACCUAGUCGAAUACGCGUACCGAGCAGAGACGCUGGUCAAUCAAGGACCCCUCUCAGACGACGUUGCUCUUUGCCUCCUGACAGAAUUCCACGCCAUCAAGAUCCAAUUUGGGAAAUGGCAGGCUGCAUUUGACGCGUUCUCUUCAGUUGACGCCAACGAAUACUCGAGAGAGACACCCGAGUCCUCCAGCUCAACCGCUUCAUCCCCGUCAGGAGAGCAUUUCAGACAACCACGGAGUCCUGCUUUCCUUAUUCUCAGAGCCUACCAAGCUCUCAUGAUAGCCUUCCUCGUACGAAUCGAACGCAACGACGAAGCAGCGUUCAAUGAUUUUGGUCCACAAUUCUGGACGGCUCUAGACGCCGUGGAGGAGUUUAUCCAAUGUACCUCCACUUUCGUCAAUCCCGUGGAUAGCUGGUAUUCGUCGACAGGACGACCCUCCGACCCGACAACCUCAACCUCGACCUCGACCUCAAACCUGACCCCACAAUCGUUCUCACAACCAUCACACGUGGGGCAGUCCCGCACCGUGCGGCCGACGUUCUCCCUCGCACUCGGGAUAGUGCCCACCCUCUUCCUCAUCGCCUCCCGAACCUUCGACAUCGCCUUGCGCGACAAAGCCCUCGCGCUCCUCCGUAUGUGCAACCGGCGCGAGGGGCUUUGGGAUUCCCGCCUCGCCGCGAGUCUGGUCGACCGGGUCAUCGAGUUGAGGGAUAUGGCGAGACAGAUGGGCGGCGGGCACCAACAUCCCGUCGAUGGUGACGUGGAUGACCCUGUGACGCAGACGACAAUGAGCCUGGGGGAAAGCCAAGAGACAAACAACAGUCCCCCAGCGGCCGGCGGAGGCAGCGGCGGAAACGGCGUGGAGUUCAAGUUACUGGACAUCAAGUUCCUCCCGGGCAGGAGAUGCAUGUUUCGAUACGCCUUUGUCACAAUCCAGGGCAAGACGGAAGGAACCCCGAUUCCCAUGCUCAGCAGUGAGGUGCCAAACCAUGUUCCCGGCGCAAAGGUGCAUUCUGUGACGGAGUUUUGGGAGGAGUUGCAUUGGGAAGGAUAG